Acanthoscelides obtectus is the source of this 348-nucleotide messenger RNA. The record is from the annotation of a GenBank genome assembly. NCBI's taxonomy places the organism in Eukaryota, Metazoa, Arthropoda, Insecta, Coleoptera, Chrysomelidae.
AUGAGAAGGCUUUUCCCAGUUCUGUUAACCUUAGGCAGUUCAAAAAUCGGAUUAACAAAGUUUCUUUUGGAUCAUCAUAGUAGUCGCGGUGCCCUGGCAUUUAGGCUUCUGCCUGCGCGGCUGCUUUGGUGUAAAAAAUGUUCACUCCCUCUAAGAGCUUACUAUAAAUUUUUGGAACUUUCUUCUAAGACGCCGCCGCGCAUUAGAUCUGCAAGACAGACCCGUCAUGCUUCUGUAGCCCAUCCCAACGUCGAGAACUGACCGGUCUGACCGCUCCUUAUUCCUAAAGUAUUGAGACUCAGAAACAAUCUACCCAAGGAUGUUUUACUAAUGCUAAUAAAUUUAGGC